Cuscuta epithymum is the source of this 1091-nucleotide messenger RNA. Lineage: Eukaryota; Viridiplantae; Streptophyta; Magnoliopsida; Solanales; Convolvulaceae. The record is from the annotation of a GenBank genome assembly.
CUAGAGUGGGGGGCGAUGUUGAAAGGGCGAUUCAACAACGAUCGAUAGAGAGAGUUAAAACGGGAUGGAUGACGACUGUGGCUACGCGAGGAUCCAACGCUCGUUGGGCGAUGAGGUUUCCCUAACCGGUUCCAAAGUGUUGGGAGAUCAAGUGAAGGGGGUUUCGUCACGCAUCAAGAGGUAGACGGACACAAAUUGGCCGGCGUCGAUGAGAGACAUGCGAUGUAUGGGAGUUGAUUUUGGGCGUCAUCAAGAGGGACGACAUCAUCGUUGAAGGACUGGUCAUCUCCUCCACGAUGGUGGAUAGUGUCGUUGCUCGGUUGGAAAUUGCGGCAAACAUAUUUGGAAAUCGACGGAUGACAGAGAUGGAACAUGAAAAUUCCGUUCUGGAGGUGGGUUGAGGCUCGACUACAACAAUGGAGGAACGGAAGAUGCGAAGAGCGGCAAAGUUACUCAGUCGCGAAGACUUGCUCAAUAUGGAUUAUCUUUCUAAUCUUGAAAAUGAGAAAGAUAAUAGGGAUAUUUCUUUGCUCAAUGAGGAUGUUCAAGUGGGAGCCAUAGCAAUUAAAGACAAGAAAGAUUAUAUUUUAGAGAAAUACAAUGCUGAUUAUGUUAUUGGCACGAUCAAUGUGGAAAUUCCUCUCCAGGCUUUCUUCCAUUAUCAAGAUAAUGUUAUACUCGAGGGUGAGUCUCAUUUUGAAUGUGGUGACACUUCAGAUUCUUCAGGUGAUGAUUUAGAUAGGGAACUUCUCAAUCAUCUUAGUGACUCUAACUGGAAGACAAGAUCUCAACUUAGAAGAAAUGCUCAUAUUCAAGAGAAAAUGGAGAGUUUGUUAGACUGAGCUUUAUGGGUACAAGGUUUAAUCGGGCAACCAGAUAUUCCAAAAGAUCUGUGAUUUGUGUGAGGUUAUUGGGAAUUAGAGAAUAAGGGUUUGGGUGUAUUUGAUGAACUGCAAUUUACUUUUGGGGUUGCUGAUGACAAUUUCUCCUUCGGGUGCUCGCUGCGAAUUGUUACUCUCAUUAGAUUUUGCAUUCAUUAGCUUUGUUCUCCUUUAAUUUUCAUUGUUCUUUAGAUUACUUCCUUCAUUAGC